AUGGGGUGGUUCUUCAGAAGGUCGUACACUCAUACCUAUAAGGCCAAGGAUCGAGAGCUGAUGGAUAUUCGACUCAAAGCUCAAUACUUCACGGAUCCGUGUAAGUAUGAACCAAACAUAUUUCGUAGGCGAUAUAGAAUGCAACCUUGUGUCUUUGACAGGAUGAUGUGCGACUUGGCCAACUACGACUCAUAUUUUGUUCAAACAAGAGAUGCUUGUGGGAGUCUCAACUUAUCCACUAAACAAAAGCUGACAUGCGCCAUGAGAAUGCUCGCAUAUGGCAUCACAACUGAUUUCUGCGAUGAUUACCUAGAUAUUGCGAAGACCACUGCCUUUGAGAUUUUUGAGCACUUCAAAAAAGCAAUCUGGAAUGUGUACCAUGAGACUUACCUCUACUGA
Rosa chinensis is the source of this 399-nucleotide messenger RNA. RefSeq lists its product as uncharacterized. The transcript has a single exon. NCBI's taxonomy places the organism in Eukaryota, Viridiplantae, Streptophyta, Magnoliopsida, Rosales, Rosaceae. The record is from RefSeq and is a predicted model, not a curated record. Bases 1 to 399 code for a protein of 132 amino acids.